GUUUACGGAAUAAUAACUUAUCUCCAAACAAAGAGGAGAUACAUGUUCUGUUAGGUUUAGUACCGAUUAAUAACAUCUAUGUUUAUGUGGCGGGGUCCUCAAGUUACAACAUUUCUCAACUCGUUCGGUGAGCUGUCCCAAACAGCUGCUGCUGAAGUUUACAGAAGCGAAGUUAUCAUCAGUUUCUGAAGUUUUUUAGGUGUAGUUAGAGGCGGAAGAGCAUGGAUGUGUUCAGGGUGUUUGUGGCUGUUUUAUCACUGUGUGUGUCUGUGGUCAGCGCUUUUUCUCAGUCUCUGGACAGCGACUUUACAUUCACUCUCCCUGCCGGUCGUAAAGAGUGUUUCUUCCAGAGUAUGAAGAAAGACGGAUCAAUGGAAAUCGAGUAUCAGGUUUUGGAUGGAGCGGGUUUAGAUGUAGACUUCUACCUGUAUGCACCUAAUGGUGACAUUUUGGCCACUGACGACAGAAAGUCUGAUGGGGUUCACACAGUGGAAGCAGAAGAUGGAGACUACAUGUUCUGUUUUGAUAACACAUUCAGUUCUGUUUCUGAGAAAAUUAUCUUCUUUGAGCUGAUUUUGGACAAUAUGGAUAACGGAGAGGAACCUGAGGACUGGAAGGCAUAUGUACAGGGAGCAGACCUUCUGGACAUGAAGCUUGAAGAUAUCAUGGAAUCCAUCAACAGCGUAAAAGCACGUUUGGUUAAGAGUCUUCAGAUCCAGACGUUGCUGAGAGCCUUUGAAGCACGUGACCGCAACCUACAAGAAAGCAAUUACGAAAGGGUUAACUUGUGGUCAUGUACCAACCUUGUUGUCAUGGUGAUCGUAUCUUGUGUCCAAGUCUAUUUGUUACGCAGUCUAUUUGAUGACAAGAGGAAAGUGCGCACAUAGCCUGGCCUGCCGCUACUGACUGAAAAAUGUCUGAUUGUCCCUAAUAUUCUGCUCUAUCCUCGGUUAUCCCUCAACAAAGUGUCCUUGGACUGAUGAUAGAUGGAGUCUCUCCUCUGCACACCUUCUCACUUUUAUAUCCGUCUUGUUGUGAUAAAGACAAUCAUAUUUUACUUGAGCCAGGCAGUCUUACUGAUAAAAUAAGACAUUGAAGUUGAUCUUUAAGCUGCUGCUGCUAUGUGUGACAGAGAUCUCACCAGAUGUAUGACUUCUUAGAUGUUUUUAAUGAUAAAUCAGAUCACUAAUAGUUUUCUGUUUUUGUAUGACAUCAUGUUUUAUAGAUUGUAACCCUAUACUGACUUGUUCACUGUAUAAAGUGUAGUUACUGAAUUUUUGGCACUGAUAAUUAGGGAUGGGCAUUCGAUUAAAUUUUUUUAGUCGAUUGUCGGGAGAAUUAACGAUCAACUAUCGAUUAAUCAUUAAUAUUUUUAUAAUAAAAAAUAAUUAUUUAACUUUUAUAAUUCAAAAAUGUUGAAUACAAAAAUACAGCGUGUUUUCCUCCAUGAGACCUUUAUUACAAGAUCAACUUGUGGCAAAAAGUUAAACUACAUUUAGUUAGACAAACGGAACAUAUAUGCGCUUGAAUAUGCGGUGCUCUAAAGCAGUGGAACCUGCAGCUGCGAGCCGCAUUCAGAGACCUCAUUUGUUCCAAAAAAUCAUGACCUCUACAUGAUUAUUUUUUUUAAAUCAAAACGGAAGGUCACAGAUAACGGAAUAUGGUGUCAAAUAUUGCACCCUGGUGGUAAAAUGUUGAAUUGCUGCCACACAGUGAAAUUCAUUUAAUUGCUUCAAGACACACGCUACGCUAGGCAACGCAACCUGCAUUAGAUAAAAAAAGUAUUUGAUUAAUCAAUAACAAAUUAACGUCAUCGACUACAUUCUUAACGAUCAAUUAGCGAUCGUCGAUUAAUCAUGCCCAUCCCUACUGAUAAUACACUGAUAUGCAGCAUAUUUCGGGUUUUUUGUAACAAACAAGUUAACUAUUUUGAAAUUAAACUGACGUGAAGCGUUUGUGAAUAGCAAUGUCUGAUUUAAGCUACUAUUUUGAAUGCAUUUUUCUACA
Messenger RNA from Misgurnus anguillicaudatus (oriental weatherfish), 2007 nucleotides. RefSeq names its product transmembrane p24 trafficking protein 5 (gene tmed5). The record is from RefSeq and is a predicted model, not a curated record. NCBI's taxonomy places the organism in Eukaryota, Metazoa, Chordata, Actinopteri, Cypriniformes, Cobitidae.